AAUAUUUAUCGUCAUCAUCAAAAUAGUAGCUCUCGGCAUCUCAAAUUACUGUAACAGUUGAAUAAGGCAAAAAUAAUGGCAGCCAUGGCUGCGUUGCAAAGCUCAAUGACUGCUCUUUCUCUAUCCUCAAACUCCUUCUUGGGCCAACGUCUCUCAAUUCCUCCUUCUCUCUCCCCUCUUCACUUCUUUGAAGGUUAUAUGGAAAUGAUCAAACCAAGAGAGAAUCCAUGUCUCAUUGUAGUGAAGCUUAAACGAUGGGAACGGAAGGAAUGUAAACCGAACAGCCUUCCAGUUUUGCAUAAAAUGCAUGUUAAGGUUGGAGAUACCAUCAAAGUAAUAUCGGGUCGUGAUAAGGGCAAGAUUGGAGAGAUAAGCAAGAUCUUCAAGCAUAACAGCACCAUUGUAGUGAAAGAUAUAAACCUGAAGACGAAGCAUAUGAAGAGCAGAGGAGAGGAUCAACCAGGACAGAUAAUUAAGAUUGAAGCACCAAUUCACAGCUCAAAUGUGAUGCUGUAUUCGAAAGAGAAAGAAGUGACGAGCCGGGUGGGUCAUAAAGUGUUAGAUGACGGGAAAAAAGUGCGGUACCUCAUAAAGACGGGAGAAAUCCUUGACAGUGACGAGAAUUGGAAGAAACUGAAGGAAGCUGCAAAAGAGAAAACUGAAGUAGCUGCAGCUGCUCCUGCUGCGGAUACGGGUGCUGCCUCUUAGAACCUAAAAUAUCAUAAAACUUGAAAAACUAAUGUGGCUUCUGGAAAUUUAGAUUAUUUUUUAUCUGUAGUCUUCCAUCUUUAUGCACCAAUUACUUUUAAAAUAUAGUGGAAGGUGGUCAAUUCUUUUUCCAACAGUAAA
Messenger RNA from Gossypium raimondii (Peruvian cotton), 849 nucleotides. Its product is annotated as 50S ribosomal protein L24, chloroplastic. Bases 76 to 708 code for a protein of 210 amino acids. NCBI's taxonomy places the organism in Eukaryota, Viridiplantae, Streptophyta, Magnoliopsida, Malvales, Malvaceae. Gene Ontology annotation, biological process: translation. Gene Ontology annotation, molecular function: RNA binding; structural constituent of ribosome. Gene Ontology annotation, cellular component: mitochondrion; ribosome. The transcript is spliced from 5 exons. The record is from RefSeq and is a predicted model, not a curated record.